Messenger RNA from Fusarium redolens, 1958 nucleotides. Its product is annotated as major facilitator superfamily domain-containing protein. The record is from RefSeq and is a predicted model, not a curated record. NCBI's taxonomy places the organism in Eukaryota, Fungi, Ascomycota, Sordariomycetes, Hypocreales, Nectriaceae. Gene Ontology annotation, cellular component: membrane. The transcript has 2 exons. Gene Ontology annotation, biological process: transmembrane transport. The coding region runs from base 239 to 1837 and encodes 532 amino acids. Gene Ontology annotation, molecular function: transmembrane transporter activity.
AUCUAAGAUAGAUCUCGAUAGUAGAUUAUAUGCAGAUGGGUAUUUAAGACUAUCUUUCGGAUCCUACUUGAUAGGUUUUUGUUGUAACUUCAUCAUAUCAUCCUGAGAUCUCGUCUUCCGACAACAACGGAUCCAAAAUCCACAACCCCACACCCAAUACGGUAUAACUUGACGAAACCCUCCCAAAUCUUUCAUCACCGCCGUCAGAACUCAACCCAAACAUCCUCUUUAUCAAGUUAUGACUGAAAAAGUCAACACUCCAACCGGUGUUCUCGACCAAGAACACAAUGCCUCCCGCGAACCUUCACUCUUUGACCAAAAAGAACUCGAUCGUCUAGGUCGAGAGCGUCCAGCAUGUUUCUCAAAUCUCUUAUCAGAGCUUGGCUUUAUCUUUGCGGUCGUGGGUUCGAUGAUGGUUAGCGAGUAUUUUGUCUCUGGGUUUAAUAUUAUCUUGCCUUCGUUGGCGGUUACGCUGGAGAUUCCGGAUCAAGUUAGGACUUGGCCUGCUGCUGUUAUUAAUCUUACUACGGCUGUUUUACUCCUUCCAUUCGCGAGACUCUCUGAGAUUCAUGGUGGGAGGUUUAUCUUUUUGGGUGGUCAUGUUUGGUUGAUUGUUUGGUCUAUCAUUGCUGGUUUCAGUCAGAAUCCAACGAUGCUUAUCGCCUGUCGAGCGAUGCAAGGUUUGGGACCUUCAGCUUUCUUGCCAUCAAGUGUGGCGAUCAUGUCACGCAUUUAUCGCCCAGGUCCUCGAAAGAAUCUCGUUUUCAGCAUGUUCGGCGCUUUUUCAUGCAUUGGCUUCUACUCUGGAAUUUUCUUUGGGGCUUUAUCUGCCCAAGUCCUUGGCUGGAAGUGGUAUUUCUUCAUUGGUGCUUUCUUUUGUGCCAGUAUCUUCAUAACAGGUCUUUUGACUAUUCCAAAGAGCCAUGGGGAUCCACUACCUGAUUUGAAGAUGGACUGGCUGGGUACGGCUACUGUUGUACCGGGUCUGGCAUUGGUGGUGUAUGCGCUGACUGACGGAGGAAAUGCGCCUCAGGGCUGGAAAACACCUUAUGUCUAUGUUACCUUGAUCUUGGGUAUCAUCUGUCUCGUGCUGUUUGUGUACAUCGAGGGGUGGAGGGCCAGUCAGCCUCUUAUGCCGGCAGAGGUUUUCAGGACGAAGUACAUGAGUCGGUUGGUCUUUGCACUGUUCAUGUCCUAUGGCUCGUUCGGUCUGUUUCUUUUCUACGCUAGUUUCUACAUUGAAUCAGUCCUGCAUAUUGGACCUUUACUGACCGCCGCUUGGUUCAUCCCUCUUGCGGCUGGCGGUUUCAUUUUGGCUGUCGUUGGCGGCUUCGUUCUUCAUAUCCUCAGCGGACGACUGCUCCUGAUCAUUUCCGGCCUUGGUUUCCUCGGCUCAACAGUCCUUUUCGCCCUUAUUCCUGACAGUGGAAGGUCCAGCACAUUCCUUUACUGGGCAUUCGUCUUCCCCGCCAUGAUUCUCGCAACAGUUGGAGUAGACAUCGCCUUCAACGUCACCAACGUCUUCAUCACAACAUCUCUUCCUAAUCAUCUUCAAGCAGUCGCAGGUGCACUGAUCACAAGUCUUCUCUACCUCGGUAUGGCGUUUUGGUUGGGCGUUGGUGAGAUGGCUGUAUCUGCACAAAAGGAUAUCAAAGGUGCUGAGAAUGUUGAUGCACGAAGCCAGUAUCAGAUCGGAUUCUGGACUGGUGCUGGACUUGCUGUAGCGUCACUGUUGAUUUUUAUCACGGUUAAGAUGGAGUCGGCCAAGGCUGAUUUGACAGCUGAUGAGAAGGCACAGAGAGAAAGAGAGAGAGCUGUUGAGCAGAGUUUCGGGUAGUCAGCCUGAAGUUUGGCAUAGGGAUACUUAUGACUGAAUUUGGAGUUUCAAAAGUUGAUUUACGGAUCUGUAAAGGGAAUAGAAUACACUAGAAUAAUAAUAUAGAGGUUGUCGGAUUUUG